This is a messenger RNA of Macrosteles quadrilineatus (aster leafhopper), 2641 nucleotides long. RefSeq lists its product as uncharacterized. Gene Ontology annotation, molecular function: BMP binding; receptor ligand activity. Gene Ontology annotation, biological process: animal organ morphogenesis. The transcript has 7 exons. The coding region runs from base 82 to 1089 and encodes 335 amino acids. Lineage: Eukaryota; Metazoa; Arthropoda; Insecta; Hemiptera; Cicadellidae. The record is from RefSeq and is a predicted model, not a curated record.
GGGGUCGGGGGCCCAGCGCGGUCCCCCAGUCUGUGUACAUGAGCGCAGCUAGGAGGACCCCCUACACAGCAGGCGACAGCUAUGGGCUCCACAGUGGUGGCGAGUCUACUACUGGCCUCUUUAGCCUUAGUGGCCUGUCAGCAGCGCGAACACAAGGUGCACAACAUAGUGCUGUACCCUCACAAGCACUCUUGGUGUAAGACUACGCCGAUCAAGCAAGUAGUGGCGUACCCCGGCUGUGACUCCUUGGAGGUGGAGAACAAUGUGUGUGUCGGGGGUUGCUUCAGCUACAGCAUCCCUCGUACAAUACCCAGCAGUCCGGGCGAGGUGGUGCCAUACUGCGACUCUUGCCAGCCUAGCACUCACUCUUGGAGACAGGUGGCGUUAAACUGCUCGUCAGGAGAAUAUGAGGGCGAGAUGCUGACCAAGAUGGUGCAGAUAAUUGAGAACUGUACUUGUGCCAAGUGUAGCGGCCAACGAGAAGAUGAGCCGGUGAUAGGGGCGGACGACGAGACGGAGGGCGACGAACUGCCUGAGAAACCUCAGCUGAUGGAUAUCAUGGACACUACACCUCUCAAGUACAACUACACUGUGCUGUCCAACCAGACCAAUGACAAUGACACUUUCAUCAAUCACAGGACGAUGGUACUUCUAGGAGAGAUCAGUGAGAGAGAGGGAGAGGAAGUAGCUCAUGACCAAGUCGCUCUCAAGGAGAUACUGCACCAUGUGGAGGGUGAUGACCACAAGAUCAACGGAGUCAUUUUGAAAGACUUUGUACGAAAAGUUGAGGAAAAAGGACACAUGAACAUAAAUUUGGAGCGUUUACAGAGGGUGCUGGAAAAACUUGAACACGCAGAACACAAAUACAAGAAUGGACACAGACACCAACAUCAACAUAUGAUGGCUGGUCCACACCAUUCGCUGGUUCUACCGAGAGAUUCGCCGCCGGCGCCAGAGAUGUACCUCAAGCCAACACUGGACGUCCCGUCACACAUGCUCAAGCCGGCUCGCGACGGAGCGGAACUGAGUUACCACAACAACGAGAUACCAGACCAUCAUGACGAUGAGAUCAGCAGCGAUACUGAGUAACAGGAAACAUCCAACAGCUUAAACUUUAGAAUACCGGUACCACUAGAAACAACUAAUAAGCUGAAACCAUUAGGCAGCUGUGUUUAACAAUUAGCGAAGAAAUUUACAAAGAUUAGUCCUGAAUUGCAAAUUAUUUUCCAGUUGAAGAAAACUUAAACUUGCGAUAAAAUUAACAAUAGUAUGUGAUAUGUUGUGGGCAAAUUGACGCAUGUAGAAACUAUGGCCGUAAGCUGAGUGGAUUAUGCAGUCGCCUUUUUUAAUAUAACCCCUAUACUAGCACUGUAAUUUUCAAUAAUUCUAAGUAAAAAAGCAUAAACAAGAUUAUGAUCUAUUCACUACGUCGGCCCUACCGAUUUUAUUGCUUUAUUCCUAAGUUUACUGUAACACUGUGUUUGACUUCUUUUGAACACAGAAUCGUAAGGUUUGAAUUGUAGUAAUGCAUCCUUAAAUUUUUUAACUAACAUUUUAUUUUGAUGGUUAUCAUUUUUUUUAGUUCGGAACAAGUGUUGAUUAAGAGUGUGUUUAGAAUACUUCCAGGCCAUCAAUUAUUAACAAUUAUAAAUUUAGUAGUUUGAAGUUAUUCUAAAUCUGAUACAGACAUCAUUGUGCUUCCCUUGAUUAAAACAAAGCAUCACAUCAGAUUGAAGUAUUUUGAAAAGACUGUACUGGUUAUUCAGUGCUAAUGUAUGGCUAGGGUGACUGUAUAAAUCCAAGAUUAAAUAGCUGAUUGUUUUAGGACCGAGGACAUUGUCUCCAGAAACUUUUUUGUCAAAGUACUAUGCUGUUUCAUAGAGUUGAAAAAUACAAAAUCAAAAGAAUACCAAUUGCUUCGAAGUUUAAGUUCAAAUAUUCUUAGUACUUAAUACAUGUCACAGCAAACAUUGUGAUUUCAAAGUGAUAAUUGUAACGGUUAUAUCAAGCUUUAAUCUAGAUUUAGUUUUGUACAUAAUAGUUAACGUAAAAGACACCUUUAACAUUAGUACCGUACUACCCAGCAAAAUGUAAUAUUUUAACACUGUUCUUGACGGUUUUAUUUUACCUGUGUUAUGUUAAUCAGAAUGUUAUCUGGCAUAGCUUUAUACUGAUCCACCUUGUUUUCGAUGUCUUGUUUUCCAAAGCUAGCUAGUCAAAUACAUGUCUAGUUUUCUAUCAUUUGUAUUAUAUGAUAUUGAUAAUGUGAAAUCAAAGCUUUAAUUGAAUAAUGUAGUUGUAGUAUGUUGAGUUUAUUGUUUGAGAUUCAUUGUUGAGAUGGUGCAUUGACUUGGUACAGAGGAGGUUUAUCGGAAUCUUCCAUCAGUAAUGGAAUACAAUUGCUCAAUAGGUAGAGAAUAGAUUUCUUUGGUAUUAUAUAGUUUAAAUGUAUAUGAAAAGAUUUGUAAUUUAUUUAACUCGAUAGUUCCGUUUGAUUUAAAAAAUUUAAACCGUGACUGCAAGAGUGCAUAGGUUAAAAGGAAAGCUACGCUCUCAAUAAGUGAUGGAAGAUUAAUGAUGAACCUCUUAAAAUAAGUAAAUGUUGUAUUAAAUGAAAUAAACACUAAUUUUAUUUUGUUGA